Carassius auratus (goldfish) is the source of this 2089-nucleotide messenger RNA. RefSeq names its product homeobox protein OTX2-A-like. The transcript has 3 exons. Gene Ontology annotation, biological process: hematopoietic progenitor cell differentiation; endoderm development. Lineage: Eukaryota; Metazoa; Chordata; Actinopteri; Cypriniformes; Cyprinidae. Gene Ontology annotation, molecular function: DNA-binding transcription activator activity, RNA polymerase II-specific; DNA binding. The coding region runs from base 205 to 1185 and encodes 326 amino acids. The record is from RefSeq and is a predicted model, not a curated record.
CAAGUCAUGUGUAUUCGGGUGGAGAUCCCAUUAAAAUCACACACGAACCUUUUACAGAUGCAAAUGUGCCACGAAUGUCUGCGUCCUGCCGCCACUCGGCUCACUUUGAUCACCUCUGACGGAAGGCUGGCUGGCUGGAUAUUUAAUGCCAUUCGUAGAGAUGUCCGAUCAUUUCAAUCUGACCACCGGUAGAGUUAGGUCACAAUGGCAGUCGUGCAUGGCAACCUUGGGAAUGGACACUUAAAACAGUUCCAGCUGUUUCCAACUGCAGAUUUGGAAAGGAGGACUAACAUGCACACAACAGAUUACGUAGCUCAAGACAGGAUGAAGUUCCUCCAUGGCGUCACCAGAGCGGACAGCGCGAGCUUGUUUACGCACCGCAGAAAACGCACUAACUUCACGCAGCAGCAGAUCGACGUCCUGGAGAAAGUCUACUUGGACACCAAAUACCCUGAUAUUUAUUUAAGGGAGAAACUUGAGGCACUGACCGGCUUGCCAGAGUCGAGAAUUCAGGUGUGGUUCCAGAACCGAAGAGCCAAGUCACGGCGCCAAGUGGGAAUUCCUGUUUCAAAUAAGACCAGUGGAAAUGUCCUGACCCCCAACAGUCUCCUUAUGAACCAGUUUACAACACCUCAGAAUCACACUGGCCUGGAGACACAAAGACUGCCAAACUUCACCACGAUGGACAACUUCAGUCAACACCUGAUCAGCUCUUCAGAUGAGAAGAUCUGCACCAUGAAAGGUGACGUGUACAACCCAACCACGAUUCCAUGCAUGUUCAGCAGAACUGAGGAGAACCAGAUCAAGACCGAUCACCUGAGUGUUGUGGUGCCACGCAAUUACACACAGCCGUAUCCAAAGGGACAUGGGCCUUUUAUAAACACAAGCCAUGCUAAAUCUACAAUGAAGCAGUUUUUGGUGGAAUAUGAUAACUUCCCUCCAAACAAGACCAUUGGGCCAGAGAUGAAGGUUGUUAUUCCACCCCUCCCAUCACAGAAUAACUUCAUGAUGUCUUCAUCAUCCCCCAAACAUGUCGCCUGUUCUGUCCAAAAUAUGCCAGUAAAGGUCCAGCCAGAAAGUUUUGGAACUUUCUCUCCCAUUAGAACAAGCGAAGCCGUCGAGUUCUCAGAUUCCGACUCGGAUUGGGAAAGAGAAGCCAUGUCUGGUUUUAAUGGGUUUAUUUAGCUUUUUCAAUUUUAACACUCUUACAGAAUUUAUCUGAAGCUUUGAAGAACAUCUCAAGUUUUAAAAUGCGAUAUUUAUUGUAUAUUUCAGAUAUUAUUGUAUAUUGUUAUGUGUGAUUAUCACACAAUGUGGGUGUAAAGGGAGACAUUCUACAUUCUAAUAAAUCUUUUUUUUAUAAAACAUCAAAAUACAGACUCUGAGCCUUUAUGAAGAUAAUAGAAAUCAAUUUAUUUACAAAUGUUUGUGUCAUGCAUACACUUAACAGGUUAAAAAAGAACCCCACAGAAAACAAACUCUUUUAAAACAUACACCAGAGGGGCAUUUGGGUGAUCAUUUCUUCUAAGGACAAGACAAACUGUUUAAUUCCACACAGCUGUCUAUUAUAGGACUUGUAUAAACAGAUUGGUAGCUUUGCAAAAAUACCUAAAUCUGGCAAGUCAAAAAAUGUCCACAUUACCCUAUAUAUGAUCAAUUUAUUGAUAUAGUUUGAGUGAACUGUACAGUUAUCUACAAUGUACAUAUUUAAAACAUACAGAACGGUUUAAAACAGACAGAACAGUACCUCAUCUCUCAGGGCACUCAAAGCUAUGCACUUGGUGAAAGAAACAGAGGAAAUAAAAUUACACAAAACAGUUUCAGUCAAAACAAACUGCACCAAAUAAAGAGCGUCACCCCAGUUGGAAACCACCAAUAAUAAUGGGAAACUUAAAUAUCAAAUUGAGUGUGAGCAACAUCUGAAAUAAUGUAAAACAGUUACAUCUACAAAACAACUUCACACUCUACUUUUUUUUUUGCCAGCUAGUUGAAAAUCUUCAGACAACUUUGGCGUCUUCGGGCAUGGAAUUUUAGCACUGCUUGUGCAGGUAAAGUUACUGUUAUUUCAGAAUGAACACAAAAUAACAAA